ACUUUGAUUGAAUGCAGAAAACGAUAGGAUUCGAAUCUUUAUUAAUUUCUUUCUCCCUGCAAUUUUCAAAGGAUUAACGCUCUGAAUUUUCUUUGUUGUUUGUUUGUUUCUCGAGUUUCUUUUGCCUUCUUUCCAUCUCCGCGUUUCAGUUGCUUUCAUCCUUAGCAGUCAAUUGCUUCAUCAUUUCCUGUUAAUCUCUCUUUUGGUUCAGUUGAAGAGGUCUUUGUCGUGCUGAUUCCUGUGUUUUUUUAUCAUUGGAAUAGUCUCAGCUUGUAUUCUGACAGAUGUCCACGUCCGGAAGUUUGUUGGAACUGGAGGUGUGGGAAAAUGGAAUUCCUCACGGUGAACUGCUUCCUGCUACCAGUGAUAACGAUGGUGGAGUUAUUGUGGAUAUGCAGCAGCCUAUGGACUCCGACGCCUUUUUGACGGCUCUGAGGACGUCCAUGUUGGAAUGGAAGAAACAGGGAAAAAGGGGAGUUUGGAUUAGAUUGCCUAUUGGACUUGCAAAUCUUGUUGAAACUGCAGUCAGGGUAAAAACACAUGCUCUACUCUUUAAUCUUCUGACCACUGUCUAUGUUUGACAGUUACCCAUCUCAUGUUACAUGCAGAUUUCUCUCUUUUAUGUCCUGUAUCAGGUAUUGAGGGUUAGAAAAUCCUCACUUUUUCUUUUUUUUCUUUUUUGACGGUAAUGGUUAGUAGUUAAGUAGGUUAAAAAUUGUUAGUAAUUGGAGAUUCGAUCCUCAGAACAGAUGAUCUCUCACCUUCUCAUUAAAGCGCGCAACCCAUCGAGCUGCUUGGUGGAGUUUAGAAAAUCCUCACUUUAAAAAAACAAAAGAAGAGAAAAAAAAAACUGUGUACAAUAAUGACAACUACUGUUAAGCAUAGCUCAGGUGAAGUGGGGAGGACCAAUAUUGUGAUUUAUGGAGAGUGAAUUUUUGUUAUUGGCAGGCUCUUAUAUCUAACUCACAUGUGCUUCUUUUGUGUUUAGUUCCAUUUGAUACAUAUUUCACAUUGAUUUUAGGAGGGAUUUGUGUACCACCAUGCUGAGCCUACUUACCUCAUGCUUGUUUACUGGAUUCCUAAGACAGAAAACACCCUUCCUGCAAAUGCUUCACAUCGGGUUGGUGUCGGUGCUAUUGUAUUCAAUGAGAACAGAGAGUUGCUUGUAGUUCAGGAAAAAACCGGUCGUUUCCGAGGAACAGGAAUUUGGAAAAUUCCUACUGGAACUGUUGAACAGGGUGAGGAUAUCUUUAAGGCAGUUGUACGAGAAGUCAAAGAAGAAACUGGAAUUGACACAGAAUUUUUGGAAGUACUAGGAUUCAGGUAUACUUCACACACAAUAUUUCUUACUGUGAUGUGUGUGUGUAUCUUAUUUAUGGAGUAUUGGAUGUUUUCUCCUUUUUAAUUCUUCAUUCCCUCUUUUACCUGGAUCUGUACCUUACAAUAACAUUUUUUUUGCCUUCAUUGUUUUUAUCUGUUAUGUUUUGACUUGAACUUCAGACAAUCACAUAAAUCAUUCUUUGAGAAGUCGGAUUUAUUCAUCAUAUGCAUGUUGCGUCCAUUAUCCUUUGAUCUUCAGGUGCAAGAGCAAGAGAUCGCUGCAGUCCAGGUACUUUUGUAUUGCCAAUUACAUCAACUCAGCAAGCCUUGUACUUAUUGUCUUGUCUUUAACAAAUCAUUAUUAUGAUAGAAUUUCUUUCACAAAUGAGACAGGAAGCAAAUAUCCAACUAAUUCUUGUUGUGAUGCAUUCAACCUUUUUAGCUUUCUCACAUAUAUAGUUCUUCUUCUAUUAAAGCUCACUUUCUACCUUUCUAGGUUCAGAGUGUGACUUUGACAAACAUCUACUUCAUUCCCAGAAACAGUAUAUGGCAAAUGCUUAUAUUCUUAUUUUAAUUUGAAGCUGAUGGCAACACAAGUUACAACAUUAUCUAUGUAUCUCCUGUAUUGCAUGCUUCAUGUAUGGAGGUCUUUUUCUCUACUUGUAAACAAGUACUAGAUGUGAGACAAAAUAGCAGUUAGUCUUUGUCCUUUCCUGCUUUGGUUUUGCUGCUUUUGUGGCUAAAGAGUCUUCUAAAGAAAUGGUUCUAUUAGCUUUUAUGUUCAAGUUGGUCUUACCUUCAGUUCCUGACAUCAA
Rubroshorea leprosula is the source of this 2135-nucleotide messenger RNA. The record is from the annotation of a GenBank genome assembly. NCBI's taxonomy places the organism in Eukaryota, Viridiplantae, Streptophyta, Magnoliopsida, Malvales, Dipterocarpaceae.